Beta vulgaris subsp. vulgaris (sugar beet) is the source of this 1533-nucleotide messenger RNA. RefSeq lists its product as uncharacterized. The coding region runs from base 1 to 1533 and encodes 510 amino acids. Lineage: Eukaryota; Viridiplantae; Streptophyta; Magnoliopsida; Caryophyllales; Amaranthaceae. The record is from RefSeq and is a predicted model, not a curated record. The transcript has a single exon.
AUGUUUCAAGAGAUUCUGAAUAGGGUAUAUGACGUUGUUGGAUGUGAUCGUAUGUAUGUGGAACUGAAAUUGUUUAUGAGAUAUCCGAUGCCGGGAAAAUAUGUGCCAAUUGCACUAGAGGAUGACGAGUCACUGAGUGCUAUGUGGCUUUCAGUGACACAAACGUCAGCCAUGGCAAUGGAGGUGUACAUUGAACAAGUUCCCAAAGAGAUAAAUGUGCAAAGUAAUGUGGGUUAUGUACCUUCAAUGGACUUUAGGGAUAGCAUGGAGGUACCGACAUCAGCUCCUAAUAUGCAAUUUGAAUCAUUUACUAGCAUGUUGUCAGACCCACAUUAUGUAAAUCAGCACAUGAAUGAGUUUAUUUCUCCUGCUUCGUCUCCCCACAUACCAUCCACAUUCCAUCUUGACACUCUACAUCAAAAUGAUGUUGAUUUUUUGGGAAACGAGGAGGAGCAUGUGGAUUCUGAUAGGGAUGAGGAUGAUGAUGCAAGAGAAUUAGCUGACAAGGCAAUAAAGGCUGGUGUUCCUUCACAAGAUUGGCUUAGAGUUGACGAAGUUGAUCAAAGGUUAAUAGAUUCAUGGAUGACUUGGAAUGUCACUGGUUCAUUAACUGUGGCUUCUGAAUUUGAGAUAGGACAAGAGUUCGCCUCAUUGCAGCAAUUAAAGAAUUUUGUGAAAGCAUGGUCGAUCUCUAGAAACCAGAUGUUUCGGGUGUUAGAGUCAGAGCCCACAAAGUAUGUCAUUGAAUGUGCUAGAAAGGAAGUGUGUCACUGUCCAUGGAGGUUGCGUGCAAUCAUGACUAAGUCGUUCUCAUUCAAAAUUGUACGAUAUGUUGGUCCACAUGCAAGCAAUUGUUUAGGAGACAUAACAUGUGGAGACCAUCCUCUCAUUUCAUCAGAUUUCGUUGCUGAUCUUAUCGAGGAUUUCAUUAGGACUGAUCCUUCAUUCAAAGUUCAGUCCAUCCUUACUUUUGUGAAGAACCAAUAUCAAUUUUCAAUAACAUAUAAGAGAGCUUGGUUAGCAAAACAAAAGGCAAUCAGCAAUAUUUUUGGUGAUUGGGAGAAGUCGUAUCAAGAGUUACCGAGGUACUUGCAAGCCUUGAAAGAGUCCAAUCGAGGCACUGUCGUUUACUGGAGUACGAUCCCAACACAAGAUCCUACUACGCACAUCUUUAGGAGGGUCUUCUGGGCCUUUAAACCCUCCAUUUCCGGAUUCCGUCAUUGUCGGCCUCUUAUCACUAUAGAUGGUACUCACUUGUACGGGAAAUACAAAGGCAAAUUAUUGAUUGCUAUGGGAACAGAUGCUAAUUUCCAGCUAUUCCCACUUGCCUUUGCUGUUGUGGAGGAAGAAAGCACGGAGGACUGGUCUUGGUUUUUAGCUUGCAUUAGACGUUCCGUCACAGAUAGAAAGGAUCUGUGUGUCAUCUCUGAUCGUCAUAGGGGUAUCCUUGCAGCUAUGAAUGAGCCUGGUAGUGGUGGGAGGAACCAUAUGCACAUCACCGCUUUUGUGUGCGUCAUCUUGCUUCGAACUUGA